Salvia splendens (bonfire salvia) is the source of this 655-nucleotide messenger RNA. Its product is annotated as protein DMP3. Gene Ontology annotation, biological process: endomembrane system organization. Bases 29 to 655 code for a protein of 208 amino acids. Lineage: Eukaryota; Viridiplantae; Streptophyta; Magnoliopsida; Lamiales; Lamiaceae. The transcript has a single exon. The record is from RefSeq and is a predicted model, not a curated record.
ACCCUAUUACACCCCAACCACUUGCAACAUGUCUCUAAGACAAAGAACUUCCUCAAUCCCCAAUCCCCUAACACCUGAAAACGACGUCGUUCCACAGACUCCGCCCCCGCGCCCCCCUCCCCGCGACGCGCUCUCCCAAGCCCUCCAAGGCUCCGCAAACCUCGCCAACCUCCUCCCCACCGGAACCCUCCUCGCCUUCCAAGUCCUCACCCCGAUCUUCACCAACAACGGGUCAUGCGACGCGGCCACGCGCCCCAUGACCCUCUUCCUCCUCACCCUCCUCGCCGCCUCCUGCUUCCUCGCCUCCUUCACCGACAGCCUGAGGUGCGCCAACGGCGACGUCCACUACGGCUUCGCGACGACGAAAGGGCUGUGGCUGUUCGACAAUCCCGACGCGGCGGCGCUGCCUGACCUCAGCGGAUACCGGCUGAAUGCGAUGGACGUGGUGCAUGCGGUUCUGUCGGUGGCGGUGUUCGCGGCGGUGGCGAUGAGGGAUAAGAAUGCGGUGGGGUGUUUCUAUCCGGAGGCGGCGCGUGAGGUGCAGGAGGUGGUGGAUAUUGCUCCGGUUGGGAUUGGAUUGAUUGCUAGUUUGUUGUUUGUGGUUUUUCCUUCUAGGAGGAAUGGGAUUGGUUAUCCUGUUACUAGGGAUAGAUGA